Molecule: messenger RNA, 402 nt
Organism: Eriocheir sinensis (Chinese mitten crab)
Lineage: Eukaryota; Metazoa; Arthropoda; Malacostraca; Decapoda; Varunidae
Exons: 3
Coding region: 1-402 (133 amino acids)
Biological process (GO): double-strand break repair via homologous recombination
Cellular component (GO): Shu complex
Molecular function (GO): single-stranded DNA binding
Source: RefSeq, a predicted model, not a curated record
AUGGCCGGGGUUCUGGAGAGAGUGUUCCCGAUGGAGCAAGUAUCUGAGGAUCUUGGGAAGUACCGCAGCACCAGGUUUGCCAGCGCCCCGUCCACCUUCAUCGUCGGGCCGGAGCGCUGCAACAAGACGGCAAUGCUGGUCCAGGCAGCAGUGACCGAGGCAGCAGCUGAUGGGCAGGUGCUGUUCAUUGCCCCGAAGAAGGUGGAUGGUCUGCCCCACGGUGUUCAUGGUAUGCCCCAGCCUUCCUCCUCGCCCAUGGAGAGCGUGAGAUUCCUGUACGCAGAAAGUGAAAGGGAAGUGACUGGCUACCUCGCGUCCCUCCACAUGAUGCCCGCCGGUGACAGGCCGACUCUCAUCAUUAUUGACGACUUCCAGUUCUUCAAUCGCCAUCCGAGCGCGUAA